AUGGAACGGCCACUGCAGAUGCACCUGGAGGACAUAAGGAGCCGGACUCAAGUCAUGAUCCUGGGAGCCAUCGCCCUGGCUGCCCUACUGAGCCCCCAUGGAACUGGGGCCGUGAGGGGCGAGUGCUCGGUGGGCCACGUGUCAAUGUAUGCCGAGUUUGUCCAGACACACAGACCCUCUGGGGAGUACAUAUUUGAGUUUGAUGAGGAUGAGCAGUUCUAUGUGGACCUGGAUAAGAAGGAGACUCUCUGGCAUCUGCCAGAGUUUAUACAUGCCUUUGACUAUGAUGCUUGGAGGGGUAUUGCUGACAUCGUCGUGGCAAAGAAGAACCUGAAUACCCUGAUCCAACGGUCGAACCACACCAGGGCCACAAAUGAGCCACCUGAGGUGACUGUGUUUCCCAAGGAGCCUGUGGAGCUGGGACAGCCCAACACCCUCAUCUGUCAUGUGGACAAGUUCUUCCCACCUGUGCUCAAUGUCACAUGGCUGCGCAAUGGGCAGAUGGUCACCGAAGGUAUAGCUGAGACCAUCUUCCUGCCCAGCACAGAAUUCAGAUUCCACAAGUUCCACUACCUAACCUUCCUUCCCAUGGCUGAAGACGUCUAUAACUGCAAGGUGGAGCACUGGGGCCUGGACCAGCCGCUCCUUCAGCACUGGGAGGCCCAGGAGCCAAUCCAGGUGCCUGAGACGAAGGACGGUGUGGUCUGUGUCCUGGGCCUGGUGGCAGGUGUGGUGGGCAUCAUCACUGGCAUCAUUGUCCUGAAGACCAGGCGGCCCAACAGCGUGCCUGGGUGCAGGGGCUCCUGA
This is a messenger RNA of Callorhinus ursinus (northern fur seal), 807 nucleotides long. RefSeq names its product RLA class II histocompatibility antigen, DP alpha-1 chain-like. Lineage: Eukaryota; Metazoa; Chordata; Mammalia; Carnivora; Otariidae. Gene Ontology annotation, cellular component: MHC class II protein complex; membrane. The record is from RefSeq and is a predicted model, not a curated record. Gene Ontology annotation, biological process: immune response; antigen processing and presentation.